Molecule: messenger RNA, 2220 nt
Organism: Aureobasidium vineae
Lineage: Eukaryota; Fungi; Ascomycota; Dothideomycetes; Dothideales; Saccotheciaceae
Source: the annotation of a GenBank genome assembly
AUGCCUUCCUGGCAUGUUAACCUUGUUAGCCGUGGUGGCAAGCAAAUCGACACUCAUCAUCAGGAUAUCUACCCAGACUCUCACGCAACAAUCUUUAUUGACGGGAACACCUCGAUCGCUGACACAUGGAGAUUCGUUCCUUACGAUGAAAAGACUCAGCCUAGGCGCGACUGGAUCUCUCAAUUCAUCUUUGUGGGAGGCGCUCUCCAGUUCAGCUCUGAUGUGGUGGAUACUUACGUUUCAACCCCGCCGCCAGUUCAGGAACUUGUUUCACGCGUUUGUCUGCCUUUCAAUGCAGAUAACAAACAGUUUUCUAUACUGUUGCGCCACGGAGACACGGUAGAGUUCGAUGCCACAGAUGCUCGCGUUGAAGUCAUGUUUGACCCGAGCUCAGCGGACCCUCAUGUUCAGGUCGAAUCUUCAGGACCUGGGGCCUUUGGUCGCGAGAUCAAGAAGGAAGCAGAUACUGACGACGAUGAUGAUGAGACCCACGACGAGGCUGUCCAGCCUGUUAGAGACGUUCGUCGCGGCACAUCAGCCGAAGGGUCUCAACACCUGUUUUCCACGAGCCGUGAGCAUUUUAGUUCGACGCCACGUCCAGCCACACGUGAAUCACAAGUGGUCAAGGAGACUCCAAACCGCCGCAGAAUCAGGUCUCAGCAUGAGUCUGCCAUUCCCGAGAGUCUGCCCAUCGAAGAGACAUACACGGAGAACCCACAUUCUACACAACCGGAGCACCCACAGCCCGACCACGUUUCGGAUCUUGACAAUGGCUCAAUGGCCAAUUUGCCCAACGUUCACACCGGCGAGCUGCCAGACACUUCGCCCUCCGAAGCACUCCAUUUCCGCGUGCCGACUCAGCCCACUCCAUCUCCUUUUAACCAGAGUUUUGGCGUUGACAAGCUCAUCUCGAACUUGAACGAGGACAACNCCCCAUCGCAAGUACCGCCAUCGUCUGCUUCGCUUAAAAAGACACCUGGACCAGUUGUGCAUCCAAGCCAGCUCCGUGAGGAUUUGUCAAUCGAAGAGCCGACGAAAACGAACUCGCCAGAAUCGCAGACUGCAGCUCCAGCUGUUGAGUCAACUGCCGCUGCACCUGAAGAUGUGGCUUCGCCAGUGGAUAUCAUAAAUGAUGAGAUCACGAAUGACAGGCGCAAAACAGAAGUCUCAGACAACCACGCUGCCACCAUCGAAUCAGAUCCUAUCACUUCCACCAUCCAGCAGACUCCGUCUUUGAUCAGUACAGGCAAAAAGAGGAAGAAGGUCUUGGACAGCAGUUCCGUUGCGCAGUCGGCGAAGAGAACGAAAAUUGUUGAAGCCGACACCGGCACUACUGGUAUCACGCCGGUGAGCACAGCGUCCAGAAGAAGUUUAGGUAAAUCCAAAGGCUUGGAGACGCCGUCAGGAUCUGCUCCAACCAGAAGUUCCUCGAGAAGGAAGAGCUUGGACGAGGAGCUACCAAGCACUAUCUCCAGACGUGUUUCAAAUAGGCACAAGAGCACCGACAGUGAGAGUGCUCAUUCUGGGUCGCCAUCAAAGCUGGGUCGACGCUAUAGCAGUGAUCCUCCUGUUAUCCUAUACUCGAACACCAAAAUUACCGAAAAAGCUGAGAUUAUCAAAAAUCUAAAAAAACUGGGUGCAAGCAUGACCGAGGAUAUCAAGAGCGCCAAUUUUCUGUGCGUCGGCCCUGGAGAGCUCCUCAAGACCCCAAAGCUGCUGCACAGUCUGACAUUAAACAAGACGAUUGUUACAGACAAUUGGGUGUCGCAGUCGGUCGUUGCUGGUUUCUUGUUAGACACAGCCGAGUUCCUGCCCGAGGAGCUUCAAGCCACCAAACACCUGGACCGCACCAAGAUUUUCACUGAUCAAGUCAUAUAUGUCACGCCAGCGCAACGAUCGGCGUACAAGAAGGGAUGGGACGAUGUUAUGGCUAUAAUCAGACAAGCCGGUGGCACAAACCCUCUGACUGGACCUUUAUCGAAGCUCGACACCAGUACUAUCACGCUAUAUCUUGGUGCCGACAAGGACGACAAUGUCGCGGCUGAUAUGCAAGAGAAAGGGGAAACUGUCUACAGGAAGGACAUACUGGGCGCAAGCAUCGUCCAUGGAGAGCUUCUGCUCGAUGAAUCGCUAGAGCUUCCACCAGUAAAGGUAGAGUCGAAAUCAGCAAAAACCGAGCUAAAGUCGGCUAAGAAGGGAGCUCGAAAGAAGAAGGCUUAG